CGGCGAUCGACUGGUUGGCUUUCACCUCAGAAUUACCUUGCCGUACUGCCGCUGACGAAUAACGUUCAGUCGAGACCGAGCUCAUCCGCGAUACAGUUGAUUUUCGCAUCAAACAGACAAAAUGGCUGAUGUUCCAAAGCGUGAAGUUGAAAAUGUCGAAUUCGUUUUCGAAGUCAUGGGCUCCCCCGGCGAGGGCAUCGAUGCCGUCGACCUAGGUGGCCUCCGCGCCCUGAACUUGAACCCCACCUUGGCGCUGAUCGAGAAGAUGGGCGGCACCAAGAAGCGCAACGAGAAGAAGAUCAAGUUGGAUGAGUUCCUGCCCAUCUACUCACAGGUCAAGAAGGAGAAGGAGCAGGGCUGCUACGAGGACUUCAUUGAGUGCUUGAAGCUCUACGACAAGGAGGAGAACGGCACCAUGAUGCUGGCUGAGCUGCAGCACGCCCUGCUGGCGCUUGGUGAGAACCUGGAUGACGAGCAGGUUGAUCUGUUCGCCGACUGCAUGGAUCCCGAGGAUGAUGAAGGAUUUAUCCCCUACUCUCCAUUCCUCGCCAGAAUGUGUGACAGACCAGAUCAGCUAAAAUAGUUGAAAACAACAGCUUCAAACCAACUACAACAACACCAAACUUUUAGCGACAACCAUUCUCCAUAGAUGUUAUAUUCAUCGCUAACUCUCUCUAUCUCUCUCGUAUAUUAUUUUAAUUAAAAAUUACUUCUGCUACUACAACUGCAAAAUUGAACUUCAAGAUAAUAUUAUUUUUUAAAAAAUAAAAAAAUUUAAAUUAUAAAAUAACGAAAAAAAACUGAAAAAAUUGAAAGUUUUGUUAUGAAUUUUUUUUGUUGGUUCACCCAAAUAGCAAAGCAAUGAUUAAUGAUUAUUUUAUAUGAGACGUAAAUAAACCAAAUAGCAAAUAAAAUAAUGUUUAGGCAAAUUCAACAUCCGAAAGAG
Messenger RNA from Drosophila suzukii, 946 nucleotides. RefSeq names its product Myosin light chain alkali (gene Mlc1). Lineage: Eukaryota; Metazoa; Arthropoda; Insecta; Diptera; Drosophilidae. Gene Ontology annotation, cellular component: myosin II complex. The record is from RefSeq and is a predicted model, not a curated record. Gene Ontology annotation, molecular function: calcium ion binding.